UCGCGCGACUUCAGCUUGCGACACAAGUGAAGCUGUGUCUCGGAACGCAGAUAUGAUUCUGGCUCGCAAUUGGCAUCUAGUCUUCACCUCGAGCCAAUGUAGUCUUCAUAGGGACGCAUGAUUAUCAAAUAUCCUACACUACAUGUCUUCUAGAGCAUCACCACCUUCGGAUUGACCGACAUGACCGACUACUUCAGCGAGUAUUCCUCGUUUGUCGGGAGCAGUUCGCUCCCAAGCCAGCAGGGCACGCCAUACGAAACGCCCUUUGAAACGCUCCCUUCCUACAUACGCUCGAAGCGCUCGAGUCGAGCUACAGCCGGAUCAAGCAGAGAGCAGAGCUCGAGUCCCCCACCGCUUCCUUCUGAUGCGGCGGACUAUGCGGAGAAGACGCGAGAUGGCAGGUACCCAGCGCUGGAUCCGCGACGGCUCACGCCGACUCUACACGCCUCGCUGGUGUCAGAGAUCCUUAGCCUUCGACGUGAGCUGGACUCUAAGAAUCAUCUUGUGGAGAACCUUGAAACGUCACUGUCGACCUCGAGGCUAGAGAACGAAGCACUUGGCGAGCAAUUAUCGCAACAUCAGAAGGAUGUCAGGAAAGCGAAGCAAGAGAUUCAGCAGAUUGAGAAGGGCACCUAUGAUGCUGUGGAGGACCUGGUAAAGGAGCGGGACGCAGCGAGACGAAAUGCUGAAGAGUUGAGGAGUAAGCUCGACGUUGCAACCAAGAGAGCACGAUACCAUGACGAGAAUGCAGAGCGAACGCAGAGCAUUUGGGACACUGAGAAGGAAGACUGGGAGAACGAGCGCCGCCAGUUAGAGCGGAGAAUCCAUGUCACCGAGAAUAGGCUCCGCACGGUGGUGGAUGAGAUGACAACCCAGCAGUUGCUGUCUGAGUCGCAUUUAGGGGAGGGUGUCGAAGAGAGCACUUUCAAAGACAGCGGACUUGGUAACGAAAGCGACACGAACAGCAUCCAGUCAGCGACUCUAAUCAAGCACCGGCGCAACAUGAGUAGCAUCAGCUUCGACGCCAGGAACAACCGGGACUCUGGUUCAACGAGAGAUUCUACAGGUGUUCCAGAACCACACGCGAAGCCCAACGGCUACAGUCUUGCGGACGAACUUGGCAUUGAGGAGGAGGACGAGGAUGAAGUCGAAGAUGUAGAACAUGCGGAUGAUGAGAGAGAGUAUCCGCACUCCAAGCGUCGUUCUGUGGACUCGCGAGCAAGUCUUCGGGCUGGUGAGUAUCAACGCAAAGCGAAGCGUGUAUUGGAGAGAGGACCAGAUAUGCCGGACUCGCCCAGCCACACAAGGAAUGCCAGGUUCAGCUUCACCGACUUGCCGCGGAAGUCUGUCGACACUGCGAUCUUCAUGGACACAGCACCUCGCGCGCCGCAGGAAGAUGCGCUCGCGCAGCACGUGCAAGAGUCGCCGGCGCUGCUUCCGCGUGUUUUGUACGUGGAUACCGGCUACCAACCUUCCCCGCCGCCCUCGCCGGACCGCAAGGCUAUCAAUGGCGAUUACACUGAAGAGUCUCAAAGUGUAUCGUCAAUGACAAACACCAAAGCUCACACGCAUGACGAGGUCACUGGCGCGACAACAGCGCUCGCAAGUCCUGCGAUAGUGACACCUGUCAGUCCUCCGGAAACACCGAUUGUGGACGGCACCUUGUGGCCAUCAGACAGUGGCAAGGCUGUCACUGCCCAUACGUACAAAGCAGCUUCGACGCAGACAGACCUUCCGGAAAUGGAACAAAGGAGGCGCUUCGCAACACAGCGCGACAGCCUCACCGUGCCACCAUUUGUUCCUUCCAUCGCAAUCCAUCCGCCUACAUCCAGGCCUUCGUCACCGAGAGGAUACGUUUUGCCACCAGGAACCAAAAACGCUUCCACGCAAGCAAAUCGGAUCUGGCCUUGCAAGGAUGCUUCUGUACAAACGGCUGAGAUCCGCGUCGAUACAAGACUGCGUCGACUGCCAUCUCACUUGCAUCCGUCUCGUGUCAACAGCUUGCUACCGUCUCCGAAGUUGUUGGAGGCCUUCCAAACCACGCGAACCUCCACGGGCGGUGCUGCUGCGAUCUUCACUGAUGGUCCGUUCGCACCCUCGAUACCUUCACCGCCCGCACGACCUCCUCAAUCUCCUACCGAGUCAAUUCCUGAGACACCCCGCAAUUACAAUGCGAAGGAUGCGCGUAACCUGCCGUUACGAGCAAUUCCUUUAGGCAGACCGGUUCUGGCGCCUGCCCACAACCGUCAUGCUGAGACUAGCGAAGGACCACUAAAUCGCUCAUCGCAGUAUGGUGUCACGCGCCCAUUGCAGAGCAGCAGCCAGCUGGCGGACAUGGACACGGACGCGAGCGAUCUUGAGGAGCUCCCUAGUGAUGUCGAAUCAAAAGACUUAUCAGGAUCCGUCCCCGCCAUCAGUCGAGCACCUCAGGGCCGUUUCGGUCUCUCGCAGCCACCCAAGGUCGUUCCCGAGGACAAAGAGAUUUCCCCAGAUCGCAGACCGGACACCGCUGAUUCUUAUGGCGCGGCUCCAGCUCCGUCCAUUGCUAGCAGCAGGGCCAACUCUCAACGCACACAGUCGAAACCUCCGGCGAAGCUUAAUGCCUACAAGGAUUUCCGAUCUCGUAGCCCCAGCUUUGGCAGUAUGGCAUCAAGCAACAUUAGCUCACAGUCGGCUCUGCCACCUCAACAAAUCCCGAUGCGGACGAGUUCGAGAGCUCCGGCAGCGAAAGCGGCAAGUGACGGUUCGCAGAGUCCGACACCAAACGGAGAAGUAUCAGCUCGUGGGGUGCAGCGCGGUGUACGACCAUCGCACGCUCGACAGAACAGUCUGCGCAAGGUACAGUCAGCGGCGGUCAUCAGACCGAGUGCUCGCGGUGGGAGGACGUCACCCCAGAAGGGCGUGCGAAGGCGCAGACGCUCGCCGGAUCUUACUCCCGUGCAAUCAAUGGCGUUCGACACGCCCGCGCACACCCAGUUUCCAAUCCCGGCACUGCCUAUUCCACUCCUGCAACAGGACAAGUCAAGCUUCGAGAUGUUGAAGGGCUCGGUUGAUCUUACAGGUGCGGUAAGCACGGUGGCGCCCAGCACGCAUGUUGGUUCCUCAGAAGAGACGCAGCUGGUGGACGCCAUCGCGGCGACAAUGGUCGGCGAAUGGAUGUUCAAGUACAUCCGCAAACGAAAAUCCUUCGGAGUCAGCGAUGAAGCGCUUAACGACGUUGGCGGACAAGGCGCAAAUACCAACCACGGCACACGACACAAGCGCUGGGUGUGGCUGUCUCCGUACGAGCGUGCCAUCAUGUGGGAUAACAAGCAGCCUACGUCUGGCCCAGCCUUGCUCGGCAAGAAGGGGCGCAAAUUGACCAUUCAAUCCGUACUGGACGUACCGGACAACGCAGCCUUGCCCAAAAACGCUGAGCUCGACAGCGCUUACAGCCGAUCGAUCCUUGUCCUCACGCCGCAGAGAGCGCUCAAGUUCACGACUGUCUCUCUAGAACGGCACAUCCUCUGGAUGACUGCACUUUCUUUCUUAGCUCAGUCCGGAAGGCUACCAGCGCCGUUCCCACCGUCUCAGGAGUUAGCGCCUCCGCCUCCAGCAGUAAACUACCCACCGUCCAAUGCCGCCAACCGAUCACAAUCACCAUCCUUUGGUAGAGCAACCAUCCGAGAUUCCGUCCGUCUGGCAAAAGGCAGACGUCCAAGCUUGCAUCAGAGCGUUUCCCAACCCGCGGAAAGUGCUCUCGCAAAGUCGGAGGAGCCCACAGACAACGCAGACAGUGCGGAGUUCCCUGCGGUUCCUCGUCUCUAUGUCAGCACAACCAGGCAUCAGCGGAAGCGCAGUAACACUAGCCCAAGGCUACCGGCACCUCUUAACAACCUCCGCAGCGUGUCUUCGAGCGCGAUCGCCUCGUCCACUGCGUCCCGGCGACUGCAUCCAUCAUCGUCGACGACUGGCUCAUACGUGCGCAGUAGUUCAUCGAAGAGCAAUAGCCGUCAAGGCUCAGUCGGCAGCCCUGUGCAAGCCAACUUUUUUGAGGCCUUCGGUACCGUGCGGAUGGAUGCUUUCGUCGACCCGAAUAUGCGCAAUGGCGUUCUUUACGUCCCUGCCCCUCCGCCCGUGGUCGCGACUCAAGGUCCAAGGCGACGGCGCGUGGACAGCAAUCUUAGCACGUCUACCGUGGACAAGCGCAGGGCAGGGUUUGUCUUUGACGAGAAUGGCACGGAUCCGUUCAAGGGCUUCUAAAGUAAGAGCCAUGUAUAGCGCGAAGGCCUAAGUUCCAAUUUUCGGUUGUAAGGGCGUAUGUAGGGGUGGAAGCAGCUUGCGAGCGAUCGCAUGGUUCGGCUGUAUAUAUUGUACCUUGAAUCGUACACUGUGUUCGAAUGCAUAGCACCCGAUCGAGUCAUUUGACUCAACUCAAACACAGUGCUACAGUAGCCAACAGCCCACACCACAUCGUCUGAAUGGUUUAAAUACACAGCAAUAGCAAAGCUU
Baudoinia panamericana UAMH 10762 is the source of this 4491-nucleotide messenger RNA. RefSeq lists its product as uncharacterized. Gene Ontology annotation, biological process: microtubule cytoskeleton organization; maintenance of protein location in cell cortex; establishment of mitochondrion localization. Gene Ontology annotation, molecular function: tubulin binding; phospholipid binding. The coding region runs from base 181 to 4242 and encodes 1353 amino acids. The transcript is spliced from 3 exons. The record is from RefSeq and is a predicted model, not a curated record. Lineage: Eukaryota; Fungi; Ascomycota; Dothideomycetes; Mycosphaerellales; Teratosphaeriaceae. Gene Ontology annotation, cellular component: mitochondrion; cell cortex.